UAAUUGAUGAAUGUGAAUGGAGAUAGAUAGAUCAUAGAUGCAUGCCUGGAGGAGACGGACGGUUACUACUUUCUUAUUCAAUUCCAGCUGUUUCAUUUUUCAUCUAUUAAUAUAAUAGGAGAGGAGAGGACAGAGAAGAGGGAUCAGUUAUGAAAUUGAGGGAGGACAGAUGGAUAGAUAACAGCAAACGGAUUAUCAUCUUAUCUUAUUACUCUCUCUUUAUUACAUUUUCAUAUAACUCCUAAUAUAGCAAGCAGGGCAUCAUCAUCAUCGUCGUCAUCAAUUAUUAUUGUUUGUAUCUGUAUCUGUCUACUGUCGUCACCUUAUCAUCAAAUUCAGCAGCAGUGCGGGAAGAAGAAGAAGAAUAAUAAUAAUAAUAAUAAUAAUAAAAAGGAGGAGCAGGCAGCUUAGCUUCUGUUUCUUCCUGAUUGGAUUGGAUCGGAUCUCGUAUGAUCGAGGGGUUACCGUCCUUGUACUUGUGUUGUGUGCUUGCCGCCCCCGCCCCCUCCUUAUUUGUUGUUAUUAUCAGUACUGUACACUACCUCCCUCCUAAUAAACGAUACGACACGACAGAUGCCCGCACAGGGAAAGGGAAAAAGAAAGGCGGAGGAGGACGGGGAGGAGGUGACGCCGAUGGAGCAGAACACGAAGAUGACGUCGGCGCCGAGGACAAACAAAGAUGUCAUCAGGAUGGAGCGAGAAUCUGUUAUCCCAAUCCUCAAGCCCAGGCUGAUCGUGCACUUGGCUAACCUCAUUGAGCAUAGUUCUGAUCGUGCUGACUUUUUGAAACUCUGCAAGCGAGUGGAGUACACAAUUCGAGCUUGGUACAUGCUGCACUUUGAGGACCUCAUGCAACUGUACUCGCUUUUUGAUCCUGUCCAUGGUACCCAAAAGUUGGAGCAGCAGAACUUGUCUUCAGAUGAAGUUGAUGUUCUUGAGCAAAACUUCUUGAAAUACUUGUUUCAGGUUAUGGAAAAAAGCAAUUUUAAGAUAGUAACUGAUGAAGAGAUCGAUGUUGCUCAUUCAGGACAGUAUCUCCUCAAUCUCCCCAUUACAGUUGAUAACUCAAAGCUUGAUAAAAAACUUUUGAAGAGUUACUUUGAUUCACAUCCUCAAGAGAACCUCCCGGAUUUUGCUGAUAAGUAUGUAAUCUUUCGGCGCGGAAUUGGCAUUGAUAAGACCACAGAUUAUUUUUUCAUGGAGAAAGUCGAUAUGAUCAUUGCACGUUUCUGGGCAUGGAUUCUGAGAAAGACAAGGUUGCAAAAGGUUUUCUCGAGGAGAUCAGAACGGUCCAAGAAGGAUCCCAAGAAAGAUGACAGAAUUAGCUCUGAAGAACAUGGUGAUGCAUUAUAUGUUGAACGUAUUCGUCUCGAGAACAUGGAGCUCAGUGCCCGUAAUCUGUCAAGUCGGAUUACAAUUCAAGAACCAACUUUUGAUAGGAUCAUUGUUGUCUACAGGCGAGCAAGUCCUCAAAGGAAAGAGGAAAGAGGCAUAUAUGUGAAACAUUUCAGAAACAUUCCUAUGGCUGAUAUGGAAAUUGUACUUCCAGAAAAGAAAAAUCCAAGUUUAACACCAAUGGACUGGGUUAAAUUUCUUAUAUCUGCAAUAGUUGGACUGGUUGCUGUUAUUGGAUCAGUUGAAAUGCCAAAAGCUGAUCUCUGGGUCAUGUUUGCAAUACUGUCAACUGUGAUUGGUUAUUGUGCUAAGAUUUACUUCACGUUUCAACAAAAUAUGGCUACAUACCAGAACCUAAUCACACAAUCAAUGUACGACAAACAAUUGGAUAGUGGAAGGGGAACCCUUCUUCACUUGUGCGAUGAUGUAAUUCAGCAAGAAGUAAAGGAGGUAAUCAUUUCAUUUUUUAUAUUGAUGGAACAAGGGAAAGCUACUUUGGAGGAUCUUGACCAACAAUGUGAAGAACUAAUACUUGAUGAGUUUGGUGAACGCUGCAAUUUCGAUGUUGAUGAUGCAGUACACAAAUUGGAGAAAUUAGGAAUAGUUUGUCGGGAUACAAUUGGAAGGUAUUAUUGUGUUGGCCUAAAGCGUGCUAAUGAGAUCAUUGGCACAACUACUGAAGAACUUGUCCUUAAAGCUAAACAAGGAUCUGCUCCUGCUUGAUUUGUCGUCAACAUUUUGCAACUUUUGUCGUUUGCAGAAGAGGUGGGAUUUGCUUUGUUUAUCAUAGGUAGGCUAGGUUCCUUCUCAUGGUGUUGUGAUGAUGCAUUGUCUUGUGCUUUCUGCUUGUUUAACAAUUUAAAAUCUGCUUUUGUUUGUUCUUUUUGUAUCGAAGGAGUGGUUUAGUUGUAAGUGAAUGGUUGACAUUGUGAUAGAUAUCUCAGUGUGGCUUGGUUGAUAAAUGAGGAUGGGUUGGUUGACUUGGUAGAAAA
This is a messenger RNA of Andrographis paniculata, 2387 nucleotides long. RefSeq lists its product as uncharacterized. The transcript is spliced from 16 exons. The record is from RefSeq and is a predicted model, not a curated record. Bases 574 to 2118 code for a protein of 514 amino acids. Lineage: Eukaryota; Viridiplantae; Streptophyta; Magnoliopsida; Lamiales; Acanthaceae.